Microthlaspi erraticum is the source of this 792-nucleotide messenger RNA. The record is from the annotation of a GenBank genome assembly. Lineage: Eukaryota; Viridiplantae; Streptophyta; Magnoliopsida; Brassicales; Brassicaceae.
AUGGAGAAAGAUGAUAGUGAUUCUAGUGUCUGCACGGCGUCGUUUUCGCCUAGCUUCAGUACUUACUCCGGCGAUCGACUCGCCGAGAUCGCGGAACGUGUUGGUCGGAAAUUCGCCGACGAGGAGAAUGGAGACGAGGAAUUCGAGUUUGCGACGGCGUCUCCUUCCGGCGACGUAUUCCCUGUUUUUGAUCAGAAUCUAAUCUCCGAAUCCUCCGCCGUUGAACCUGACGUCAAUUCACCGGAAGCGGUUGUGACUCCGUUAAAAGAUCUGUUCCUCCGCGAACGCAACGAUCAGCCGCCGUCGCCGCCACCGCAACAGACGUAUUCGUCGUCGUCGGACGAGGAGGAUGAUGAAGAGGAAGACGAGUUCGACUCGAUCCCGAGCGAGAUCUACUGUCCAUGGACGCCGGCGAGAUCCACGGCGGAGAUGUCACCGAGCGGGGGUUGCAGGAAAAGCAAAUCCACGGGAUCGUCUUCGACAUCGUCGUGGUCAACGAAACGAUGGCGGAUCAGAGAUCUACUCAAGAGAAGUCACAGCGACGGGAAACAAUCACUGAAAUUCCUGAAUUCGAGCUCAAUUAACAACAACAGCAGAGACGAAUCUUCUUCUCCGAAGACGACGGUGAAGAAGAAGGAGAAGGAGAAAGUUUCAGCUCACGAGAAGUUUUACUUGAGGAACAAAGCGAUGAAGGAAGAAGACAAGAGAAAAUCGUAUCUGCCGUAUAAGCAAGAUCUCGUCGGACUUUUCGCAAACAUUAACCGUUACGGAAAAACUUUUCCUCCGUUCUGA